Ostrinia nubilalis (European corn borer) is the source of this 5571-nucleotide messenger RNA. It is a transcript of the gene Bcat, whose product is annotated as branched-chain-amino-acid aminotransferase, cytosolic. Bases 2544 to 3827 code for a protein of 427 amino acids. Gene Ontology annotation, molecular function: branched-chain-amino-acid:2-oxoglutarate transaminase activity. Gene Ontology annotation, biological process: L-valine biosynthetic process; L-leucine biosynthetic process. Lineage: Eukaryota; Metazoa; Arthropoda; Insecta; Lepidoptera; Crambidae. The record is from RefSeq and is a predicted model, not a curated record. Gene Ontology annotation, cellular component: mitochondrion. The transcript has 8 exons.
AGCCAAAAAACUAUUUUUAUAUUUUUUUGUAUGUUUGUUACAAUUUAAAAGAAUAUAGGAGGAUAAAACAUAUGAUUUGUGCUUGCAUAAGUUAAUAAUAAUGUCUAAGGUUUUGGACUAUGAAGAAUUAAUCAUAGAAUGACUGAUAACACUGGGGAACAGUCAUUUUGCGGCAUGGUAGUUUAGAGUCAAUUCUGUAUGCGACUAGUGUGCUGAAUACUAGAACAUUAUUAGAUUUGUCAAAUUGACUCUAGAUCUUGAGAUAAAUGCUAUUACAUAACUAUUAAUAUGAAAAAAAAAACUAAAUAAAAAUACCAAUCUGUAUUAAAAAAUUACACUAAGAUCCUAUUUAAGAACAAUAUAAAAAUUAAAAUAUAAUUGCUUUACAUCAAAUAAUAGAAAAAAAUCUACAAAAGCUUUUUCUGUAAGCUUUUAUGUUAUGGUUUUGGUCAGGAAAAUUCCAUAAUUAUGUAAACAGUAAUCAGCCAUCAUCUGGCGGUCCCAUUGACCUUGGAUAUCUUUCUUCCACUAUCCUGAUGUUCUGGUGGAACCGUUCUGCUUAUUCCUCACUAAUCACCCAGAUUAUGUGAGAAACUGUCCAAAUGGCUAUUGUAAAAAAAUGAAUACUCAAAUAAGCUCCUUAUGUGUGAAAUUUUUAAAACAAUUUAGCAACCAAUUCUGAAAAGUCUGGUGCUCUAUGCCUCCCCAAGUAUUGUUUGACUACUAAAAGAAAGCUUAGCCAUGCUUCAGAUUAAAUUUUUGUUAUGUGGUUUACAAAUACAGUGUCUUUUGUAAGAGUACGGAUUUGCGGUCAAUCGAAUUUAUUUUUUCCGUAUUCAAACGGACGUUUCAGGAUGUAAAAGACAUUAAUUUGGCUGACUUUUGAUAAUUUAAGUGAUUAGAAAGCUCAGUUCAUAACUUUGGCCUUCCAAAUUGAAGUCCUUUACGUCCUGCUCGACUCCAGUAUAGCAGUCUACAUAAGACUUGCAGACGAUAUUGGACCCCCAAUAUUUAUUCUUUUAUGGAAGUUUUAUACCAAAGUAUGCUUGGUAGGUUUUUAUCACUACCUCCGUGAUCAUUUUUCUUUGCCUUUGUAAGUUUACAAACCAAAUAUUAACAAAAACUGUUGGGGUUGUAAACGCAAGGUUUUCAUAACGAACUCAUAUUUUUUGAGGCAAAAAGCUCUUUAAAAAUUAAUUUAAAAGACACAAACUGAUAAUUUCAAGGUCUAGUAGCUGAUAACUAAAUUGUUGUAACUAAAUACAUGAGUAGAAAAUAAAACUAGAUAAAGCUUAGUGGGGUAUAAUCAAAUUCAUAUAAGUUUAGGGAGGGUCGUUUAAUUUUUUCAUUGAUUUCUUCAAUAAUAUUUUUGCAUAUUUUGAGAUUAUGUCAUCACAACGAAAAGUUGUAUGGUUUUAUUAUGAUAGCAUCUUAUUUAUAUUGUAAAGCGGCGUAUUUGCAUGGAGCGUCAUUUCGAAGAAAGUUUCAUACAUAUAAUGCUAUGAGAUACGCAGUUCUCGCCUGUUUGUUACCGUUUGUUGACGCUUACUUUAUCAACAUGAAUUUUAUUCAGAGUGAAUGUGCACAAAUCAACAGUCAUUUUACUGUUAGUACAUCAAUCGUUUUGAACUAGGCAUUUUAACUUAAUCUUAUAAUUUAAAAAAUAUUUAUUAUGAAGGACUUCCAAAAGUACUUUAAUUUUAAAAUACUCAGAUUUCGAAAAAGUUAAAGACAUUGCCCCAGUACAAUGUCUAUAACAUGCUAAAGCAUGCAUUAUAAUUUUCAAAUGUAUUGAAUACAUGGCCCGUCGUUAAGGCAUGGGCCAUGGGCUCAUCAAAUCUAACACCACCAGGGUGACCCCAGUUGUAAUUCACACGAUAGAUGUUACCUUAUUGAAUCAUUAACUGAAACAUGAUGCAACCGUAGUUUUGUGUUACGGGUACUGUUUUAUACCGACAUGUAAUGUACGUUAUUUGGGAAGCCUUACUUUCUUCGGGCUAUGAUUAAGUAUGUUAAAUAAUUCUUAAUGUAAAUUGGUGUCGUUGUGCGUAAAUAAGCGUUUAUUCGCCAGUGAUAUUAACAUAUUCAUUUAAAUGUGAAUGAGGUGAGGAUGGAUGCUCGGUGACCUAAUACAGACAUGUCACUCGAACUCGCACCGCCACGACACCCGGAGUCCUACCCGUAAUCCCUAGUGCGCACAAUCUAUCACCAAAUAACAUACUAUUAUCAUUGAAUGCGUAAUCGUUAUUUUGAUUAAAUUCUGCGUUAUCAAAUAAUAUUUUAUAAUUUGUGUUGAUUAUAACUACGUCAUAGGUCAGCCCACAAUCUUAUCAUUUACUGUUUAAAUGUUUGUGCUUUACAUCCAGUGAAGUCAGUUAACUUCGAGCCAGUUAUGAAAGUACAUCUUCUAAAUAUUUUUUUGAGAAGUAGUUUGCUUUGAUAAAAUUACCGAAAAUUUAAAGUGAAAAGUAUCUAAUACUUUUGUGUAUAAAAGUUUUCUGAUUUUAAAUUAUUAUUUAAAGAAUAUCAGUGUGGAACUUAAAAUGCCUUUGCGUCGGAGCAAGGUUCUAGUGAAAUGGAUAUUCGAGAACCAGCACAAGUUGCAGACAGUGCGGUGCUGCAGCUCCUCGCUGCGGUACAAGGAGCUUGAGGAGAGCGCGGCGGCGGCGCCCGAGCCCGCGCCCGCGCCUGCCCCCAAGCCACGCCCCGAUAUUACGCCUGAAAUCUCGUUCAAGUCCGAUGACCUGCAGGUCAGGCUCGCCGCGCCCUAUCAGCUACAGCCGAAGCCAGAAGCGGCGGACCUCGGAUUCGGGAAGUUCUUCACCGAUCACAUGCUCAAAGUACCUUAUCAGAAACAACUGGGCGGGUGGCAGAAACCAGAAAUAAUGCCCUUUGAAAAUUUAAGCAUACACCCGGCAGCUAAAGCUCUUCAUUACGCAAUACAGCUGUUCGAAGGAAUGAAAGCAUACCGCGGCAGAGACGACAAGAUCCGGUUGUUCCGGCCAGAUCUUAAUAUGGAACGAAUGAACCUCGCGGCGCAGCGCUCGGGGCUGCCCACGUUUGACGGCGAUGAGCUCAUCAACUGCAUCAAGCGCCUCGUGCAGAUCGACCAGGAAUGGGUCCCGCACUUGGAAACCUCCAGCCUGUACAUACGACCUACAUUAAUAGGUGUUGAGCCGACAUUCGGCAUCCAGGCGCCGGAGCAGGCGCUCCUGUUCGUGAUCCUGAGCCCCGUGAGCGCGUACUACAAGACGGGCGGCGACGGCGCCGUGUCCAUCUACGCCGACCCCAACGUGGUGCGAGCCUUCCCGGGAGGCGUCGGCAACCGCAAGGUCGGCUCCAACUAUGGACCAACCAUAGAGGCGACGGCCCGUGCGGCAAAGAUGGGACACCACCAAGUAUUAUGGCUCUUCGGACCCAACCACGAGUUGACUGAAGUGGGAGCUAUGAAUGUAUUCAUGGUUUACAUCAAUGAUCAAGGAGACAAACAGUUGAGUACGCCGCCACUGAACGGGCUAAUCCUGCCGGGAGUGACGCGGCGAUCUAUUCUGGAGCUGGCCAGCCAGUGGGAAGACCUCACGGUCAAAGAGGAGGUCAUCACCAUGAACCGCGUCGUCGAGUUGAACGAACAAGGACGACUUCUGGAGAUGUUCGGCGCGGGCACGGCGGUGGUGAUCAGCCCCAUCAGCCGGGUGGGCUUCCUGGAGCAGAACAUCGCCAUCCCCACCAUGAGCCAGCCUCAGCCUGUCUACCGGCGCGUGCGCGACACGCUGCUCGCCAUCCAGUACGGACACAUAGACCACCCCUACGCCCGCGUCAUAUCCUGAGCCCAACCCCAGUGCACCGACACCGAGCGUUGUGCCAAAUAAAUAUUCACGAGACUAUGCCGGACGAUUGUGUGUGUGUGCUAGGUAUUUACGAUAAACUGAGGUUACGCGAAACGAGUGUGCGGGCUGAAACUUUUUAAAUUUGACGCGCUCUAUCGCGUGCUCGAUAUCGCCGCAGCCCCUCGCCGGGCCUUGUGAAUGUUUAAUAUUUAUUCGUUACCGUCCUUGCGUCGGGUGACCGCCGCUUUGUGAACUUGUGGUGCGGUUCGUGGCGAUUUAAAUUUUAGAAAUUGUCGUCGUCUAGUUUUAUACUAUGAAAUGUGAGCGACUCGACGUUGUUUAUUAUACUGAAAAGUAGGAAACGAUGGUUGCGAGAUCGUUGACAAACGGACUAAUUAAGAUUUUAGGACAAUGUGUGCAAAAGCACACAGCGAAGACGACGCUUAGGACUGUACUAUAUGUAGGAAUUGUUUUAUGUAACUUAUUCUAUAAUAAUGUAGAGUUUUUGUAAAUAUUACAAUAUGUAUAGUAGAUGACUAGGCUUAGGUAAAGAUACAUAUCAAAUAAUGAUUCUAAUUGGAAAACCACUGAUACCUUAUCUGUUAUUCUGCCGAGUCAUUAAUCAGGUUAAUUAAGAAAAUGUGACUUUUGCAGCAAUGCAAACGUCUCGAUCAAGUCUCAAUACAGCAGCAAUACAAUCUUUUAAAUAGUCUACAUUUGCAGCUUUAAUUUUUUUUUAAAUAUGAUAUUAGGGUACCUACUUCACAGUGACACCUCCGAACUGCCGAUAUCUAUUUAAUAAGCUGUCGAAACGAUACUAUAGACCAAUUUGUGAAAAGGUUAAUUUAUUAUAAAGAAUGGUAUUCAAAAAUUGUUUGAAGAUUUAUAGUCGGCAAUCCUACAAUGUGUUUUAUUUCAUUGACUGAAUCUAAGCAAUCUCUUAAAUGAUUACAGUCAGGUUCUAAUAAGUGUAGUUCAUUCAUUUAUUCUGAAUUUUAUAUACAAAUAUUAUAUUAAUAACUACAUAAUCAGAAAAACCUAUUUAUUUGUAAACUUGGAGCGAACUUCUGUCCAUUCAAAUGUGCUAAUCCUUAUUUUAUAAGUUUUCAGGCUUUAGUAUAGUUUUAUGUUGGUUAGAUGGGUGUUACCUCUUUAUGAACUUGCAUUGAACUGGUAGACCAAACGUCUUUAUCGAGUUAAGUUUGACUAGAAACGAUGUUCUUGGCAGUAUCAAGUGCCGUAUUUUUGAAGUAUUACAAUUCAAAUUGGCAUUUGAAAUAUGUAAUAGAAUUAUGUUAUUAUGACACGUAUAAUACACGAUAUUAUGUUAACAUUAAAACAUACGCCUUCAAAUGAUUUAUACAUUUUAGCAUAUUUUAUACAGAAUUUAGAUUUAUCUACCAGUAAAGUUAUGCAAGGUGCAAUAUUUAGUGUAAAUAAUUAUGAUGUGAUAUUAAACUAAUGUAAAUAUGUACGGAUUGAAUCAAAUGGUUUUGUGAAGUCAUUAAGGCAAGUUUUCCUUUUUCAGUAUAUUUUGUGUUCUAGUCUAAGAAUCUAAAAUAAUAGGUAAUAAUGUAUUUAUGUGAAAGAGAAUGGACGAAUUUUCAUAUUGCUCUUGCAAAAUAAAUUGAUUUUAACAUCUUGUCUUUCUUUUUACAUAGAUUAUAUUAUUUAAAGAUACAUACAUGUACAAAUAAGCUAAACUGAUAUUAAAACAAUAAACGAUUUCAUUAAGAUUACAAAA